UUAUAAAGAGGCACUUAAGAAUAUAAAAAAAAAUGCUUUAAAAAUUCAAAAUGUUGUUUGUGAAAUUGUACUACUGGUGUUUAUUAAAUUUUAAAUAUUUCUACUUAUAGAAUUUCAUAUUUUCGUUUUUAAAAAAAAUUAUUAAGUUUAAUAAAAAAAAUAAAAGCAAAAAAGAAAAAAAAAAUUUUUUUUGUUAGGUUAUGUUGAGUUUUUUUUUUUUGUCCUCCUUGCAAUUUUAAUUUUUAUUUAAAAAAAAGGAUAUCAUAUAUUUUAUAUUGGAUUAAAGAGAAGAAUAUUAAUAAUUAAAAGACAACAAAAAAAAAAAAUAGAGAGAAUACGGAAAAUAAUUACAAAUAAUUAAAUCAGAUUGCAGUAAUCUACCUCUAAUUAUUGGUGCAACACACUUUUUACAAAAUUACAUUUUAAAAUAUGAUUGAAAAAUUGGGAAACUGCGACAAAACUCUUUGACAAUUUUUGGUUUCUUUAUUUUCUUUUUUUAUUUUAUAAUAAAAUAUUAUCAUAAAAUGUUACAAAUUGCAAUAAAUUAACAAAGAGAAAUAAUUAAAAAAAAAAAAACUCAGAAUAAGAACAAAAAAGAAUAAAGUAUCAAGAGAAGUAAAAAUAAAAAAAGUAUAAAAUUAAAAAAAAAAAAUAAAAAAUUGCGACGAAAAAAAAAAAAAAGAAUUUUUCAAAAUAAACAUAAGCACAAAUUUGGAGAUGAAUGAUACAAUUAACAUAAACGCAUCAUCAUCAUCAUCAUCAUCACAGCAGCAACAACAACAACAAACACAGCAACGACAACAGUUACAAUCGCAACAGCAACAACAACAGCAUUCUGAAGAUAGUGAAGAAUUAUUAGUUACUUCGACAUCAUCAUCAACAACACCCCCUAAUAAUUUAACAACAAAUGCAAUUUAUCCAACAUCAGUUAUAGCUUCAUCAUCAACUUCACCAAAUUCUUCAUCAUCGUCGCCUUUUUCAAAUACAAAUACCCCGGUUGGAAUAAGUACGGGUGCAUCUCCAACUUCAUCAUCAGCGAUUGUACCUGUUUCAAGACCAUUCAAUCAACCAUCUGAAACAGAAUCAUCUGGUGGUGAAUCUGGAGGUGAAAAUAGUCCACCAUUAACAGCUAAUUCAACAGCUGGUGCAUCGAUAGCCAUAUCACCGUCAACGUCGUCAGCUGGUUUUUGUCAAAUUGUUUCUAGUAGUACAGAAAAUAUUUCACCAUCAAAAACUACAUCAUUAGUUAAUUACGAUAUAGAUAGUGAAGAUGAAUUUGAUGAAGACGAUGAAUAUUUAGAAGAAAUUGAACAACAGCAACAUCGUCAACAACAAUCAAAAAUGGUUAAUUCAACAAAUACUGUUUCUGAUUCUGGGGAACUUUGCGUAUUACCAUCAAGUUCUAGUAGUAGCAGUUAUGAUAAAUCAAAGGAAAAUCCCAAUAUAAGUCCGCCAAAUAUGAAUACACCACGAUUAAGUGGGCUAACAACGAGAUCAACAAGGCGAAAAUUAGAAAUUGAAUCGAUGGGAAGCCCUAAUUCUUCACAUCUAGGAUCUAGAAAUUUAAAUAUUUUAAAAAAUCAAGUGCAACCCCCAUCAAUAAUUAUUAAAAAAACUUCCUCAAAUACACCCUCAAAUCAACAAAAUAUUGGUUCUUUAAUUGCUUCAUCUUCUUCAUCAACAAUAGCGACAGCAACAUCAUCUCCUUCUACUUCCUUUACUUCAACUUCAUAUUCUUCAAGUAGUAUUAAUUUAAUGAAAAGUGAUAAUUUAUUAAAUAGCAGUAGUAAUCGUUUAGGAAUUAGUAAUGAUAAUGAACAAUCGCAACAAAUUGAUAGUAGAUUAAUUAAUAAUAAUAAUAACAAUAAUAAUAAUAGUAAUAAUAACAAUAGUAAUAAUAAUAUCAAUAAUAAUAACAAUAAUAAUAUAAGUAAUAACAGUAGUAAUGGAUCAACGUCUUGUUUAAGUGGUGUAACAAAUUGUAUUAGUAAUAGUAAUAAUAAUAAUACUAGCGGUCAAAAUAGCAGCACCAGCAGUAACAGUAGCAGCAUUAUAACGCCUGCGAAAAUAUCUAUUAAAAUUGCAAAUAAAUACAAUUUUAUAAACUCCAAUUUAGAAUCUCAACAAAAUUCAACAACAAAAUCGAAAAUAAAUUCAAAUGAAUUUAAUAGUAGUAGUAAUAUAAAUUAUACUAGUAACCUUACACAAUCUACACUGUCGUCAUCACAUUCAACGUUAAAUUGUAAUAACUCCAACGAUUCGACAAAUGUUGAACAACGUAAGGUGGAACCAUUAAAAAUAAAUUUAAAUCGUCAUGAUUCACCAAUUCCUAAAAUUACAAUAAAACCAAUAGUUAAGCCAUCUGCCGAUGAUGAAUCAAAUUCCACAGAGCUUUCUUGUAACCUCAGUGCAAAUAAUACUAGUAGUAGCAUAUUGAAUUGUUCUUCAAAUAAUGUUCCAAUACCAAAGCUUACUAUUAAACAAUCAUCAUCCUCAACUGAGGCAAAUUGUUCAAAUGUGGUAAUACCGAAUGCAUUAAGUACAACAUCAACUACAUCAACAAUAUUGUCGGAACCUCAUAUUGUACCAAAGCUUACUAUAAAAACGUCGUCAAGUGAUAUUAGUGGCAAUCCAGUACAGUCAGUGAUUGUUCCGAAACUGACUAUUAAAAUGGAUAACACUGGUGGUAUUGCUGGUACUGGCAAUGUAUCUAAUAUUAAUCGCAUUGAACAAGGAUCCUCAUCAUCACGAUCUUCUUCAACAAGUCCAAGUUGUUCUUCAAGGUCUUCACCGUCACCAACCCAAGAACGACAUAAUAUUGUAAAAGGUGAAGUGAAUAAGAAAACCUGUGAAGAAAUGCCACCAUUGCCUAAAUUAACAAUAAAAACUACUGGCGAUUGCGUUGAAACCAUAAUUGCAAAAGUUCCAAUUCAAGAAAACCAGGAGCAGCAACAGCAAAAGCCGCAUGAAGAGCAACAACAGCCACAACAAUCACAACAUUUACAAGAGUGCCAUAUUGUUGCUAAUACAUUAUCACCUACAAGCGUUCCAAAAUUAACUAUUAAAACUUAUACAAAACCGUCAUCAUCAUCGUCAACAAUAAUAUCAAGUUGCAGUACCCCUACAUUAAAUGCUAUUUUAAGCCAAAGCGAUGGCAGCAUCGUCCCCAAACUUACCAUCAAGCCAAUAUUGCAACCGAAUAUUGAAGAGAAUAUUGAAGCAGUUAUACCCAAAAUAACCAUUAAAGCGAACCCCGCUUCGGGACACCACAGUACCGAUUCAACUACCACCGUGUAUUCUUCAGAACUGCACUCAAAGAAAAGUUUAUCUGGAAAUUCAACAUCCUCUAGCUCUAAAGAGCCGCAGUCAAUACCAAAAUUAACUAUUCGUGCAAAAUCAGUGUCCACAACUGCAUCAUUAGAAUCAACUGUUGUCGAUGAGAACAUCGAAGAUAAAACACCAAAAUUUUCCAUUAAGCAUACAAGUCAUUUGGAUAAUAGCCAAACAAUUCCAAAACUAACAAUCCAUGUUAACGAAUCAUCUUCUGGAUUGUAUACUUCUGCUGCACCACAUGAGAGCAGCAGUAGUAACAGUAUGUCAAAUGUCACAUCAAAUGAACGCGUUGUACCAAAAAUAAAAAUUAAUCUGCAAGAAAAAACAACAUCAAGAGUAGAUGGUCAAGAUCAUGUUAUUUUAGAAGAAGGAAACGGCAGUAUUAAUAAAGCACUUCCUAAAAAAAUCUUAAAAUCAUCUCAAUUAGAAUCAAAUAACAUACCAAAACAUGGUUCUGAGAAUGAUAAAACAAUUCCAAAAUUAACUAUUAUUAGUUCUGGAAAUCAAGCGUCAGUAAUCGCGGAAAACACAACUUCAGCAAUUUCUGAUUCAGUAAAUAUUUCUGAAAAAAUUCCAAAACUCGUUAUAAAACAAUCCACGUCGGAAACCGCAGGUAUAAUUGGGAAUCAAAUUUCAGAUGAAGUUGAUAAAUCUACAUCAAAAUUAAUAAUUAAAGAUAUACAGUUCUGUGAAAAUGAAAAUGUGCCUCAAUUAAAUGAUCGUAGUAUUCCAAAAGUUAUGCUUAGAGAUAUAAGAAUAGAAAGAAAUAAGAAAGAUUUGGCAAAAUCUAAAAAUAGUAGUGGCAGUCCUUUAUCAGAAAAAAAAUUAAAAACUCAGACAAAAAUAAAAUUAUCAUCCAAUAAGAGAUUGUCUCCAACUUUAGAAUUUUUAAAUACAGAUUGCUCGACGAGCCAAGACAAUAGUAACAUUUGUAUUAGAAAUAAUUGUCAACCAAGUUUGGAAAAUGACUGUAUUUUGAUUGGUAAUAAAAAUGAAUUAAAAUCAACAGAUGUUUCUAUUAAAAAUGUGGAAAACAAUAUAAUGAGUUCAAAUAGAUUACAAGACUGUGUUCAAAAUAAUUUAGAUGCGGUCCCUAUCAAAAUCGAUGAUGGUAAUCAAAUAUUAAAUAGACAAUCCCAAGAAUUGUCAAAUAAACCACAUCAGGAAUUAUUAGAAACAGUAGAUUUAACAGAUACACCAUCACCAGGGUCAUCCCCAAAUCCCCAACAUAAUAAUUUAAACCAAGAUAAUUAUAAUACUUCAAAGAGGUUAAAUAAUCAAUUGCUUUAUGACAUAUUGAAAGGCACCAAACAUGACGGGAACAUUGAAAAAUGUCGUGGUAAUAAUUAUGGGCACAUUUUAAAUGGUCAACAUGCAGUUGAAAGUGAACGAAACAAGUUAGAUGAUAUAUUAAUGCAAAAUGAAAUGACAAAUGACAGUAAUAGUUUCAUAGUCAAUCAUUUCCAAGGUAAUCAAAAUUGCAUUGAUGGAGACGUUGUACUUCAAAAUGAUAGUAUACAAAAUGCUAAAGAGUCAAACCGUUGCCCGUCAAGCUCAAUGAAAAGAAAACCGGACGGAAUGUUUUCAGAAUCAGGGAAUAAUGGCGAUUGUACAAAUGAAAUACCAUAUAAAAGAACAAAAGACAACUUAAUAGGUGCUAACCAAAUAAUAGAAACUUCAACGACCUCACUUUCAUCAUUUGAAGUUUGUUUGAAAAUGACCCCUACAAAUUGUCUAACAAGUAUGAAUAAUAUUACCGACACAAUUAGUUUGCCAGAUUCUGAAUCAGAUAACAUUAUGCUUUGUGAUACAGGAGCCAACUCUUUGGACGGUACAAAAUUUUGUACUGUUACAGAUUUUGAGUCUAUUGAAUCAAUAGAUGAAGAUGAUGAAGUUGUUGAAAUUGUUUCGCAGGAGGGUAAACCAUCAGGUGAAGAAAAACCACAAUUAGGGCAACAAAAUUUGCAAAAUACUUUACAAGAUAAUAAGUUGAAUAAUAAUAAAAUAAAAGAUAUAGUUGAUCUAACUGAUGAAAUAUGUAGCACAAAAGAGUCCGUUAUUCUGAAUAGCAAAAAUAAAAACUUGCUAGAAGAACAAAAUAUAAUUGCAGAAAUUCAUCUUCCAUUGAAUUCUCAAAAUAUGUUUGAAUCUGAGCAAGCAAAUAGUUUAAGUGCAUCAGAUGCUAUGUUAUCAGAAAAUGCUCUGGGUGAAUGUAAUCAAAUACAAAAUUUAGUUUGCGCGGAAAAUUCUGUUCAGGAUAGACUUAAUAUAUUAUUACAGCACCAUAAUGACCAAGACUCAAAUUCAAACGAAGUACCUGAAAUCAACAUGUUAACUGUACCACCAUCAUAUAGUACGAGAAGAGGACGCGGGCGACCAAAAAAACCUAUGAUCAAAGAGAAUAGCAUUAAGCCAAAACGGAGGACUCAAGUUUCAAUGAUGUUAGAAGACGCUUUGCAUUCCCAAGUCUAUAAAGAUCGAUCCCCAACUAUUGUAGAAAACCAAGUUUGUAUUGAAGAGAAUAAUGAAACAAACAUGAUCAUUUCAAAUGAUGAUCAAUUUAACGCAAUUGUCAACGAGGUUAUUAAUGAGGAGAUUUCUAUAGAUAACCCGCAUACACCAGAAAAAAGUUGUUCUCAAGAUGAAGUAUAUCAAACUCCUCACAUAUUUGCAACACCAUUAGACUUUGGGUCUCCCAAAUCUCCAAGUAAUUUAUUUAGUGAAAGCUUUGAUAGUCAAGAUGGAAAUGAAGAAUUCUCAACACCAACCCGAAGAGGCAGAGGCCGCGGACGAGGUAAUCGUGGGUCUGCUAGAGGUGGCCGAGGUAGAGGAGGUAGAGGACGUGGCUCGCGUGGUGGACGUGGUAGACCUUUUAUAACGCCUAGGAGACCUAUUGGUGGUUUGACACAUACUCCAAACCCAAAUUUAAUUCGAGAACGAAAUUUCUCACAGGAGGGAAAGCCGAAAAAUAUCUUUGAUCAAUCUACCAUACAAGUUUUUGAAGAAGACACUCGUAUGAGCGCAGACAGUUCUAAUAUUCCAAGGCAAUCGGAGUUUCUCAAUGAUGAAAAUAGCCAAAGUUCAGUAUUAAGUAGUACUAGUAUACUAGAUCAAAGUAUUUCAAGUGUCAAGAAAAGAUCAAAAUUAGAAGUUUUAGAUCCGGAUGGUAAAACGGAGUAUCCUGUUGAAAGAAUUGCAGAAUACGAUUGGCCACCACCAAAAGGAUGUUGUCCCGAUCGCAAUAGAGAAACUUAUAUGAUACAGGAACAAAUAGCAGAGUAUUUGGGAAUAAAAAGUUUUAAACGAAAAUAUCCAGAUUUAUUCCGAAGGCAAAUUGAUAUGGAAGAACGAAAUUAUUUGCGUGACAAAGCAUUAGUUACUGAAAAAAUGUGCGAUUUAGGUAUAACAGCAGUACUAGCGUAUGAAGUUUUAGAUAUUAUGUAUUUAGAUUUCUAUGACAAAUAUGAGGAGUACAAAAAUUAUCUCAGACAAAAGCAUUUAAAAGAAAUAGAAGCUAAACAAAAAGGAUUAUCUCAUAAUAAUGUUGAUAAAUCUUUACAAAUACGCGACCGUGCUCUUCAAUCAGCAUCAAAAUGGAAUACACACUUUAACAACGAAAGAAAGGAAGAACGUAGAAUGUGUAUUGAUUUACAAACAUAUGUUAUUAAUAAACCAUUGCCAAAAACGGCAGCUGGAACAGUAGCUUGCAUGGGAAAAGUAUACCGUCCAAUUGAAAAUUUAGUACCAAAGAAACCAAUUACUCCAUAUCCAAUAGCUUUAGUACCAGGUCAAUUUGGUGAAACAUACAAAGCAUAUACACCAGCGGAUUUAAGGAAACUUCCAUUAAAUACGGUUAUUGAAUCUCCGAUAUUAGCAAACUUUCAAAUUAAAAAUAUCAAAACUGAAAAACCAGAUUUCGAAACAAAACUGGAAACGAAGGUUGAAAAUAAUUCUUUUAAUGAUGUAGGUGAGGAACUUAAAGAUAUAAAAGAUGUCCAACUAAUAAAAACGAAUGAAAAUAAUUCAGAUGAUAGCAGUGAUUCUUCUGAAAGUGAAAGCUCUGAUUCAGAAACUUACUCUGAUUCAGACGAUUCUGAAGAAGAUUUACCGCCAGACGGUAUUAAAUGUUCCGUUUGCCAUUUACCACAGAAUAGAAAUCUUAAGGGAAAGCCAGAAGUAUGUAUUGAAUGUUAUACUUGUAGAAGAAAAGUUCAUCCAAGUUGCAUUGAAAUGUCAACAAAUGUUUUAAAUAGGGUUUUAAGUUAUAAUUGGCAGUGUGCUGAAUGUAAAUGCUGUAUAAAAUGUAAAAGAAAUGCUGAUAGAACUAAAAUGUUAUUUUGUGAGCAAUGUGAUCGUGCUUAUCAUAUUUAUUGUAUUCAAAUUAAAACUUUACCAGAUAAACGUUGGAGUUGUGAACGUUGUGCUAUUUGUCGUCGAUGUGGUGCAACUGAUCCAUUAGGUAACCCAUCAUCUCAGUUACUAUCACCGAAUCCCCAAGUAGUUGUUAAAAAAAAUCAACGUCGCUCUACAAAAUGGGUAAAUGAAUAUCGUACUGAUCAUUUGACAAGAUUGAGAGAACAUUCAAAUAUGUUAUGUAUACCAUGUUCAAAAAUGAAAUUAAAUUCUACUACAACAUUCUUAGAUAAUAUUAAUAUAAUAGGAACAUCGACACAAUCAAAUAUCGUUAGACAAACUACAAUACAGAGUACAGGGAACACAGUAAUUUUAUCACCGCAAUUAAUGUCUCCUCCAAUUGUACCCGGAUCAACAUUUGUUAAAACUGCUAGUAAUAACCCUAACACAAUAUCUGUAACGAAUUCAACAAAUGUAUCAUCAACAACAACAACAACUUCUAUGUCAAAUUCAUAAAAUUAAAAAAUAAAUAAAUUGAAUGAAUUUAGGUAUUGAAUUUUUAAAGAGAAUUUACAAAAAAUGAAACAAAUAAAAUAAUAAAUUUAAAAUAGAAAAAUAAUUUAAGUCGUUUUUUUUUUUCAGUUUUAUUUUUUUUUUUUUUUUGUAAAAUUGAAAUUAGAUGGAAAAAAUUUUUGUAUUAGUUAUUUGUGUUAAGAAAAAUAUAAAAAAAAUUAAAAUACAUAGUUUAUAUUUGUAAUCUGCCUUUUAUUAUAAAUUGUAAGGUAAAAAAAAAAUUUAUUUUUUUUUCCUAUUUUUUUUUUUAUAUAUAUAUGCAUAGCAGUUUUCAGAAAAUAUAUUAAUGUAAAAAUUUAAAAAAAAUAAUUUCGAUGCAUUAAACUUAUUGAAAUUAAUUUUUUACAAUAUUUAUGUUCGAUUUAUUUCUAUAAUAGUUACCCAUUAAGAAACAUUAGUGAAAAAAUUAUGUUUUACAAAAAAAAAAAAGAAAUUAAAUAAACUAUUAUACUUUAUAUUAACAAUGUAUACUUCAUCAGUUGAACUUCACAUUUUCUUUUUUAUUUUUCCGCUGUUUUAAUUUUUUAUUUUUCUUCAAAAUUUACAAAUUUUCUUCUACCUAAUUUUAAUAUUUUUAUUCAAUAAAUAAUUUUACUAAACUACAAAAUAUAUUUAUUUUAUUUACUUGAAGCUGCUGUGUAAAUAAUUGAAAAAUUUUAUUAAAAAAAAAUAAAAAUAAAUAAAAAAAAAUGUAAUAAAUUUUUCAAAUAAAAUUUAUAAAAGAAAUACAUAGUAAGUAAUAAGAAUAAGUUAAAAGCGAAUUAAUUACAAUUUGUAUAAUAUUUAAAAAAAGAAAAAAUAAUAAAAUAAAAACACAAAAAAAAAAAAAACAAGGAUUAUUGAAAGAAUAUUUUAAUUUAAAAAAUUUUUUGUAUUGUUAGUAAUAAUAAUGAUUUUCGAUCUUAAUGUAGAUAGAAUUCUAAGGAUAUUCAUUAAAUAUAUAAGUACAUAAUUAUAUACAUUUAUUAUAUAUUCUGUACAAUAUAUGUAUAAUGUAAUUAACGAGGAAAAAAAAAAAACGCAAACAAAUCACACAAAUCCAUAAUGUAGUUUUUUUUUUUUUUACUGUUUUGUUUCUCUUUAAAAAUAACUAUUUUAUUAAUUAUUUUAAUUUUAAAAAUUCUUAUAUUAUUUUUUUUUA
Condylostylus longicornis is the source of this 9400-nucleotide messenger RNA. It is a transcript of the gene e(y)3, whose product is annotated as putative mediator of RNA polymerase II transcription subunit 26. Gene Ontology annotation, biological process: positive regulation of transcription by RNA polymerase II. Lineage: Eukaryota; Metazoa; Arthropoda; Insecta; Diptera; Dolichopodidae. The transcript is spliced from 12 exons. Gene Ontology annotation, cellular component: MLL3/4 complex. The coding region runs from base 718 to 8202 and encodes 2494 amino acids. The record is from RefSeq and is a predicted model, not a curated record. Gene Ontology annotation, molecular function: histone H3K4 methyltransferase activity; histone binding; transcription coactivator activity.